Drosophila novamexicana is the source of this 775-nucleotide messenger RNA. RefSeq names its product probable U3 small nucleolar RNA-associated protein 11. The transcript is spliced from 2 exons. The record is from RefSeq and is a predicted model, not a curated record. Gene Ontology annotation, biological process: rRNA processing. Lineage: Eukaryota; Metazoa; Arthropoda; Insecta; Diptera; Drosophilidae. The coding region runs from base 16 to 705 and encodes 229 amino acids. Gene Ontology annotation, cellular component: small-subunit processome; nucleolus.
GCUGCAUUUUUCACCAUGUCGUCCUGGAAAAAGGCUUCGAAAAGUAAUCAGAAGGUGCAUCGCGAACGUCAUCAGCCCGAGGCGCGCAAGCAUCUCGGCCUGCUCGAGAAGAAGAAAGACUACAAGAAACGCGCCAAUGAUGCUCAGCGCAAGGAGAAGACCCUGAAGCUGCUCCACAAGCGGGCCCUCAACAAGAAUCCCGAUGAGUUCUAUCACCACAUGAUCAACUCCAAGCUAACGGAUGAUGUGCACCACGAAAAGGAGGCCAAGGAUGAGCACACGCCCGAGCAGUUGGCCCUCAUGCAGACCCAGGAUCUCAAGUACGUGCUGAUGAAGCUAACUGUGGAGCGGCGCAAGCUGGAGCGGCUGCGCGCCACGCUCGUCGAUGUGGAUGCCGCGUCCGGGCAAAACAAGCGCUACACCUUCGACGAGCAGGGCCUCCCACGGCCAGCGGUAACGGCCACGUUGGGCGAGCGUCUCGAAUCGGCAGAUAAUCCCGACACGGGCAGCCGCACUCACAGGCAGCAGCUGCUCAGCGAGCUGAAGAAACGCGAGCAGCGCGAACGCGAGCUCAGCAUUGUUAAGCAGAAGCUGGAGAUGAAGCGCGCCAUUAAGCAGCCACGCCUACUCAAGCCCAAAAGGGUGCAGCCAGGCACCAAGGAGAGCGCGCCCGUCUAUGUGUUCCCCUACGAGCGCAAGAAAUGAAAUCUGCCAAAUCGAAAACAGCCUCUUAGUCCAUACAUAUAUAGAUAUAUAGAUAUUAUUUAAAAAGCAG